Morus notabilis is the source of this 2097-nucleotide messenger RNA. RefSeq names its product proline-rich receptor-like protein kinase PERK15. Gene Ontology annotation, biological process: protein phosphorylation. Bases 743 to 1891 code for a protein of 382 amino acids. The transcript has 7 exons. The record is from RefSeq and is a predicted model, not a curated record. Gene Ontology annotation, molecular function: protein kinase activity; ATP binding. Lineage: Eukaryota; Viridiplantae; Streptophyta; Magnoliopsida; Rosales; Moraceae.
UUUACUUUUCUUUCUUUUCUUUUUUUUUUUUAUUUUCUUUUUGGAAGUACAGAGAACAUCUAUAUAUGAAACUUUCCUUUCUUAAAUUGAGCAAUGCCAAAUCUAGACCAGCCUUAAGUCUAUCAGCAGUAAGAGAAAGGUUAAUGAUAUAUCUUCUGCUUCUUGAUGAUUUUUCUACUUUCUUUCAAAACCAAAACCAACCCUUCUCUUCAAUUCUACACACACACCCAUCAAACCAAUAAAAAAUACAAGUGUUGGUUUUUGCCAAGGACAAGAUGUUCUUCAUUUGUUGGGAUCAGAUUCUCUAGUGUGAGAUUGCUCAUGAAUGCUUGACAGCAAAGUGGGGCAAAACCAAUUUAUGCAAUGUCUUUCUGCUCUCUCUCUCUCUCUCUCUCUGCGCGUGUGUGUGUGUGUUAGAUUUUCAACAGCAUUAACCUCCACCAAAAUGCUUGUUCCUUAAAUAGAGACUUGAGAUCAGCAAGUCAGCAUUUAUGAGCAGUUUGUCGGCACCCAAGCACCCAGACAGUGUUUCAAAUAAUAUUAUUGCAACACAAGAGAGGACCAUUUUGGAGCUUUUCUUUCUUCUGCUCUUGGAUUCUCUAUGCAGCUUUUGCAUGCCGAAAUUUAAGCUUUGUUUGGAUCGAAUAACUGGGUUGAUCUUGUUCACUCAGUUUUGAGCCUAUUCUUGCUUCCAAGAUUCGAUGUUUAUGUUUUGUUGUGGAAGACCUGAAGACUUCGAGACAUGUCAAAGCCAAUUGUCACCAUAAUUGGAGGUGCUGCCGGGGCAAUCGUAUUUUUCGCGGCGGUUUUAGGACUUGUGUGGUUAUGCAAGUUUCAUUGCAGAAAGUUGUCGAACAAGAACUCAGAAACAGGUUCCUCAGAUCCAUCUGCACUAGCGGAGUGGAAUAGAGGAGGGCCAAGUUCAUCAGGCGUGGCGCAGCCUCCUUUUGGGCCGGUUGGAGCGAGGCAAUUCAGAAUGGAGGAAUUGGAGAAAGCCACUAAGCACUUCAAUGAGAGCAAUCUCAUAGGAUAUGGAAGUUUUGGCUCUGUGUACAAAGGGUUUCUCCAUGAUGGGACUGUGGCUGUCAAAAGGCGAGCAGGCGCGCCUGGACAGGAAUUUGCUGAAGAGGUAGCUUCUGUGUCGGAGAUACAUCAUCGAAAUUUAGUUACUCUACUCGGUUACUGCCAGGAAAGUGGAUACCAAAUGUUGGUUUUUGAAUAUUUACCAAAUGGCAGCGUGUGCAAUCACUUGUAUGAUACUAGAAAAGAUCCUCCAACUAAACUAGAGUUCAAGCAAAGGAUAUCCAUUGCUCUAGGGGCAGCCAAAGGUUUAUGCCACUUGCACGGCCUGAAGCCUCCCAUGGUGCAUAGGAACUUCAAGACAGCCAACGUUCUGGUUGAUGAGGAAUUCAUUGCCAAGGUUGCAGAUGCAGGGGUCUCAAAACUGCUCGAGAAGAUCGAAGAAGCAGGUCCAUCCCGCGCAUCUAGUGUGAAUGUUUUCCAAGAUCCAGAGGUGGGGACAUCUGGGUUCGCGUCAGAAAUGAGUGAUGUGUACAGCUUUGGGGUGUUUCUUCUAGAGCUAGUGACUGGACAGGAGGCGUUGCGCAAUGAAAUCUUGGGAUCCAAUGAGAGCUUAGUCCAAUGGGUGGAAUCACGGCUGAGCAUAAAUAACUUCGUGGACCACCGACUAUCCGGGAGCUUCACAAUGGAGGGAAUGAGGGAUUUGAUCAGAUUGACACUGCAAUGCAUGAGCUUUCCGGGAAAAAGGCGACCAAAGAUGGCAACGGUCGUGCUUGAGCUCGAACGAAUUCAAGAGAAAGAAAUGGCAAUAACAACAGUCAUGGGAGAAGGCACUGCCACAAUCACUCUAGGAAGUCAACUGUUUAGUUGAAAAUGAAGCCAAAAAAAUUCAAAGAAAAGAAAAGGGGGGGAAAAAAAAAGUUUGUUUGUUAGUUUCAUAAUUCUUGUGCUAAGCUUAAAGCUUACCACAACAACUAACAACUUGGUCUUGGUAAAAAUUUCUGUUUUGGGGAUGAUGUAAAGUGAAUCCAAAUUGCGGUAUAUGAAAUUGUAUGCUUUGAAAUUUUCUCAAAAAAA